Molecule: messenger RNA, 1394 nt
Organism: Pararge aegeria (speckled wood butterfly)
Lineage: Eukaryota; Metazoa; Arthropoda; Insecta; Lepidoptera; Nymphalidae
Product: proton-coupled amino acid transporter-like protein pathetic
Exons: 12
Coding region: 15-1373 (452 amino acids)
Biological process (GO): amino acid transmembrane transport
Cellular component (GO): vacuolar membrane
Molecular function (GO): amino acid transmembrane transporter activity
Source: RefSeq, a predicted model, not a curated record
ACCAAAACAAAGAAAUGCGUUUGUCGAACGACUCUGAUGAUGACAUCUCCUCCAUGUGCAACCUUGAAUUUGAGCUUAACCAGUAUCUAGAAAAAGAAGGGAGCACGGCAUAUAAUGUAUAUCCAGGGGUUGAGAUGAUUGACUAUGACUUCACUGCCGAGAGGCAGAACUUAUAUUCAACAAAUGUUUUAGAAUCGACAGCUCAUCUGGUUAAAAGUUGCCUCGGCGCCGGUAUACUCGGCAUGCACGAGGCGUAUAUGUACGGAGGACUCUGGACGUCUUUGGGUCUUACGGUUGUCGUUGGAUUUCUAGUGUCUUACUCUAUGUUUAUGCUAGUCAAAUCAGCUCAGACUAUGUAUGGAAGACUGAGGGUGCCAAGGCUGUCUUAUCCUGACUUAGCAGAGGUUGCGAUAGCGACGGGUCCUUUGAAAUCCUGUAGGCGCUUUAGCAAGGCGUUCAGAUAUCUAACCGACGUAUUUUUAUUUCUGAACUUCAACGGCACGUGCUGCAUUUUCGAAAUAAUGAUUGCGCAAACACUCAAACAAGUACUUGCAUCAGUAACAGAUUAUAAGUUAUCAAUGAGCAUUCUUAUUUUGAUAAUAACUGCGCCACUGAUUGCUCUGUGCUUGAUAAGAAGUUUGAAAUAUUUAGCGCCGUUUUCAUUAGUUGCCGAUUUAAUUAUUGUUACAUGCGUCCUAACCACAAUGUACUACAGCAUAUCAGUAGCAGCUGACCUGAACAAGCGACCUGUAUGGAAGAGUACGCAUGGUUUACUCCGUUUCCUUGGCAUAUGCAUAUAUAGCAUCAACGGAAUAGGCGUGACUCUACCUAUUGAGAACAAUAUGCGGAGACCGGUGUAUUUCAGGGCUGUUUUGCAAUGGGGUAUGCCAUUUGUAGUAACAUUGGUCAUGAUAAUUGGAUUCUUCGGUUACUGGGCUUGGGGAGAACAGUGCCGCUCCCCGUUCACAGUUCACAUGCCUUCGAAUACGAUUCUCACAAUAAUGCAAGGAUUUCUAACCAUCACUUUAGGAGUGACAUUCGCUGUGCACUUUUGGGUUCCGUUCAGGAUAAUAUGGCAUUACGUCGGAAGGAAUUAUAAGAAGAGGCGUGGAGUAUGGGAACGUUUAUAUAGAACUGUAUACGUGUUCAUGAUAUCGUGUCUGUCAAUAGCAUUUCCGAAUAUGAGCAAUUGGAUGAGUUUUUUGGGAAACUUCUUCACAGCCUUCUUGGUUUUCAUUUUCCCUGCAAUCAUGGAGACAAUGAUCACGUGGAAAGAGCCAAGAAAGUUAAUUUUCCGGUUGUCACUAUUGAAGAAUGUAAGCCUCGUACUGUUCGGUUUAUUCUUAGGCGGAGGUGCGUUUUAUUCUUCAUAAAUAAAUGAAUACGAUUAUAAU